AUGAUCCCAACUCGUGACGGUGCCGAGAUCGAGAUUAAAUUGUACACGGCUAAAAAUAAGCGUCCUGGCUCUGCAAUGGUUUUACGCUACCAUGGUGGAGGGUGGGUUGUUGGUGGGCAUUGCACUGAACAUUCCGAAAAUCUCAUGAUUGCCGGUUGGACAAAUUCAGUAGUGGUCAGUGUUGAUUAUAGACAGGCCCCCGAGCACAAAUUUCCAUAUGCAGCCAACGACUGCUUCGAUGCACUGAAAUGGGUAGGUGAUCGUUGCGGGAAAAACGCUGCUUCACUCGGGGCUGAUGCAUCGAAAAUUAUCCUCAACGGAAGUAGUGCUGGUGGAAACCUAGCUAGUGUUGUCGCCAUCAUGGCACGAGACGAAGGAUUCCAGGGUAUCGUAGCGCAAAUUCUCACGUUUCCUGUAACGUGCCAUCCCAAAUUCUUUCCCAAAGAGGCGUAUGAAAUGGGUAGCUAUCAGCAAAAUUCUAACGACAGUGUGGUUACUGCUGCGCGGAUGGAAUGGUUUUGGGACAUGUAUAUGCCGGAACCGACGACCGACUGGCGCUCCUCGCCGUUGCUUGCACAGUCCCUGAAAAACCUACCACCAACGUUAAUCAUAGCUGCAGGGUGCGAUAUUCAUCGGGAUGAGGCAAUCGCGUACGCAGAGAGGUUGCAAAACGAGGGUGUUGACACACAGUUAAAGAUAUACAAGGGAAUGCCGCACUGUUUCUAUAUGCUUCAGACACAUCCACAGACAAAAGACUACUACAAAAGGAUAGUAGAAUUUGUCGGGAAUUUUUCUAGCUAA
This is a messenger RNA of Trichoderma harzianum CBS 226.95, 801 nucleotides long. RefSeq lists its product as hypothetical. The coding region runs from base 1 to 801 and encodes 266 amino acids. Gene Ontology annotation, molecular function: hydrolase activity. Lineage: Eukaryota; Fungi; Ascomycota; Sordariomycetes; Hypocreales; Hypocreaceae. The transcript has 5 exons. The record is from RefSeq and is a predicted model, not a curated record.